Portunus trituberculatus (swimming crab) is the source of this 1455-nucleotide messenger RNA. Its product is annotated as mucin-5AC-like. NCBI's taxonomy places the organism in Eukaryota, Metazoa, Arthropoda, Malacostraca, Decapoda, Portunidae. The transcript is spliced from 3 exons. The record is from RefSeq and is a predicted model, not a curated record. The coding region runs from base 26 to 1447 and encodes 473 amino acids. Gene Ontology annotation, cellular component: extracellular matrix.
AGUGUUGCAAGAAACGUGGACGAGGAUGGACGGUCGGUGGGCGCUCUCUUUCCUGGUCCUGACGGCGGCGUUGGUGAAGGCACAGGAAGUCCCUGGCUUCCGGUUCGCCCACGAGGUACAACAGCCCAGCGUCGGAAACUACUUCGGUCACUCUUCUCGAGGCAAAGCAGGUCGUACCGAGGGUCGUUACUACGUGUUCCUGCCUGAUGGACGACUCAUGACCGUGUCGUACUACGCGGACGACACAGGCUACCAUCCUACCAUAUCCUACAGCAACGUGGACGACACCAACGACCUGCCAGCGAAGGAUAUCUUGAAGAGGAGAGGUGGUACGACUCCUGCCAGUUCAAGUACGACCUCUGGAGCCUCUGAGACGACUCCUAUUCCUUCCUUGGAUGCUACAAAGGACGCCAACCAAGAUAUCCAACAGAGGGAAGAAAGUACGACCCUUAAUAACCCUGGGAAGACCUCUGGAAGCUCUAGUACGACCAUUGAGAGGUCUGGUGCGAUUCCUACGACCUCCCGUGGUGGUACAAAGAACUCCAAUCAAGAUAUUUUACAUGGAAGAGGAAGUACGACCUUUAGGAACCCCAGUACGACCUCUAGAACAUCUGGGACGACCCCUACGACAUCUUUGAGUGCUCUGAAGGACUUAAACCAAGAAAUUCUAAAGGAAAAAGGAAGUACGACCAUUAGAAACGCCGGUACGACCUCUAGAAUAUCUGGGACGACCCCUACGACUUCUUUGAAUGCUCUGAAGAACUCAAACCAAGAAAUCGUACAGGGAAGAGGAAGUACAAGCUUUAGAAACGCUGGUACGACCUCUAGAAUCUCUGGUACGACUCCUACGACCACUGUGAAGGAGUCUAGGGCAGAAAUCCUUAGGAGAAACGAGGCAAGGCGACGUAGCAUCCUUCAGAAGAGUCCUAGACAGUCCUCAACCAAUGGAAACACAGCGAAGGACUUCAAGAGGCAUGGCGACACACAAACAGGGGUGGACGCUGGCCUUAGGAACCCCUUGAACAGUCCUACGGUAUCCUUGACCAGCCAGAGGACUCCUGAGGCUCCCCCGCAGGAUACACUGGCUAGGAAAGGUCACCUACUAGCAAGGAAUCCUGGGAACAGUGAUAGGAUAAUUAAGGAUACUAGUAAUGGUUUAAAAGGAGAGACGCAUCCUACCUCCAAGACGCCUCAAGAUGAACUGAGCUCGGCCACUGUGGAAGCCCCCUCGCUAUUGGCUAAGGAGCUGGCCAAUGGGAGACAAGCACAGAGCCUCCCAGCCAAUAGGGUGACGAGAACGCUGCGCCCUGAGGUGUAUAUAAGUGGCGACUCUGGCAAUGCGCUCCAGUCACCUCAUGGAAGGCAAACGAAGAGCACGUUACCUUUAAGCCAAUCACGACCCGGCCCUUCUCGCCUCUCCCUUCUCAGAGCAUCACAGGGCCGCUAAUCACGACU